AUGUUUGCAGCAUCCACGAGGCGGCUAGCGCAAGCAGCCAAGGAGUCCGUCGCCAAGGCAGCGCAAUCCGCCAUCGCCAGCAAUCCUUACAAGGCGCGCAAGGUAUGGCCACCGGACUUCAAGGAACUCAACCACGCCCAGCAGCUGCGGUUCGAGAAGAAGUACAAGCGGAGGGUUCUCCUGGCCGGCAGAUCGCCCAGGUGGGAGAAAGGCGUCAAGCUGGCGCAGCUAGCAACCAUUGCCGCUGCGCUUGUAUGGCUGCUGUUUUACUCCGAGUUUGAAUGGUGGGGCAAGCAAUACAAGCCAUCCGAAGAGAUGCGCAAACACGCAAUUCACCUCUUUGGAGUCGUCGAUCCAGAUAAACGACAUGAGAGACGAAGGGAUGCGCCGGAACCUUACCCUCACCCGGCUCCCGAGAAACCGGACCCGGUCUCUAAAUGA
Molecule: messenger RNA, 441 nt
Organism: Ustilaginoidea virens
Lineage: Eukaryota; Fungi; Ascomycota; Sordariomycetes; Hypocreales; Clavicipitaceae
Exons: 3
Coding region: 1-441 (146 amino acids)
Source: RefSeq, a predicted model, not a curated record